Odobenus rosmarus divergens (Pacific walrus) is the source of this 1604-nucleotide messenger RNA. RefSeq names its product serologically defined colon cancer antigen 3 (gene ENTR1). Lineage: Eukaryota; Metazoa; Chordata; Mammalia; Carnivora; Odobenidae. Gene Ontology annotation, cellular component: recycling endosome; ciliary basal body; midbody. The record is from RefSeq and is a predicted model, not a curated record. The coding region runs from base 1 to 1308 and encodes 435 amino acids. The transcript has 10 exons. Gene Ontology annotation, biological process: regulation of cytokinesis; positive regulation of protein localization to cilium; positive regulation of cilium assembly.
AUGGCGGGCUUUGCGCGCCGCCCGGGCGUCCCCCCGCUGUCGCGAGCCCGGAGCCUCGUCAUUCCGGACGCUCCAGCGUUCUAUGAGCGCCGCUCUUGUCUCCCCCAGCUAGACUGUGAGCGCCCCCAUGGCAGGGACCUGGACUCCCACUUCUUCGGCAUUCGGCCGACGUUUAUGUGCUAUGUGCCCAGCCCGGUGCUAGCUUCCGUGGGAGACACAGAUUUUGGCUACGGAAAGGGGAAGUGUACUAAGCAAGGUCUGCCAGGAGCCCAAGAGACACAUUUUGGAGACGAUAAACUUGAAGAUCUUGCAGAGGCCAAUCCAUUCUCCUUUAAAGAGUUUCUGAAAACCAAGAACCUCAGCCUGUCAGGAGACGAUACAACCAACAACAGGAUUUAUUCAAAGGAAGCCACGAGACACUCACUGGGGCUUGGCCGCAACUCCCCGACCUCCCAGACCAUGGGGUAUGGCUUAGAAUAUCAGCAGCCAUUUUUUGAAGACCCUACGGGGGCCGGCGAUCUUCUGGACGAGGACACAGACGAGGGUGAGGACGGCGGGUGGGACGGGGCCUACCUGCCCUCCGCUGUGGAGCAGACCUGCUCCCCCGGGGUCGCCGCCAGCACGUCACCCUGCAGCACGUACGUCUCCUUUUUCUCUGCCGCGUCGGAGCCGGUGGCGCCCAAGACGCUGCCCCCGUGGACACGGAGCGACUCUGACUCGCGCGCCUCUCCGGCGGGGAGCCCCGACGCAGAUUUCGCAGCCCACGGAGAGUCUCUGGGAGACAGGCACUUGCGGACACUGCAGAUAAGCUACGAAGCACUAAAAGAUGAAAAUUCUAAGCUGAGAAGAAAGCUGACUGAGGUUCAGAGCUUCUCUGAGACUCAAACAGAAAUGGUGAGGACAUUGGAGCGGAAGCUGGAAGCCAAAAUGAUCAAGGAGGAAAGUGACUACCACGAUCUGGAGUCAGUGGUCCAGCAGGUGGAGCAGAACCUGGAGCUGAUGACGAAACGGGCUGUGAAGGCAGAAAACCAUGUCAUGAAGCUGAAACAGGAGAUCAGCUUGCUCCAGGCGCAGGUCUCCAACUUCAAGCGUGAGAAUGAAGCCUUGCGGUCUGGCCAGGGCGCCAGCCUGUCGGUGGUGAGGCAGAACACCGACGUGGCCUUGCAGAACCUCCGCGUCGUCAUGAACAAUGCCCACUCCUCAAUAAAGCAGCUGGUUUCUGGAGCUGAAACGUUGAAUCUGGUUGCUGAAAUCCUUAAAUCUAUAGACAGAAUUUCUGAAAUUAAAGAUGAGGAGGAGGAGUCUUGAGAACCCUGAGGUGCUUCCGGGUCACAGCUCCGCUCACACCCGGAUGUCCGUGCUCACUGGAUUUGGAAAUGCCAUUGUGUCUUUAAAUAUGUCGUCCUCACCGUGGUAAAGAUACUUAUCAUGACACGCUAAUUUCAUGACCACACAGUGUGAGCAGCGCGCUGCAGGGAGAAGCAACCCCCGCGUGAGAGCCGCAGCGGCUUCUCCGCAAGCCUUCUGGGGGAGCUCCAGCUACUCCACGGACUAACGUUCUAUCGGAAGACGUUUCUAUAGAAGCCAGUGAUUUUUUGAAGUUA